GCUAUAUUUAUAGAUUAUGCACAAGAUGGAAGGCCCAAAGUUUCUUGUGAGAGCUGCUUAAUCCUCUCACCUUAUCUCUGUUUCUUUCUACCUGUUUCUCCUUAUCACCUUUUUAGCUACCUUCCUCAUAAUUCAAUCCACCCAAAACCCUUGCAAAACCCUAUUCUUUACACUCCUUCCACCAUUGAAAUAGUUGAAUCCAUGGAGUCUGGGUCUCAAGUGGAUACGACGUCGCUUCUUGCUAAACAACCAUCAGGUAUUCGUGCUUUACCUUCUCAUGAUGAUGACGAUGAUGAUGAUUUUGACACUGAUUAUACUGUUGAAACGAAUAAUUCUCCUGAAAAUUUGAUUGAAAACGAUGAAAAUAAAAUGAAUUUAGCUACUAGUAGUAUUAAUGAAAAUAGUAAUAGUAGUAUUAGUAGUACUUCCGCUAGUAGUGGGAAUAAUGGAAGUUUUGUUAAUGGUGAGGAUGAAUUUGAGACAGGUUUAGCUGACUCAGAUGAUGAAACCCUAGAAAAACCAAUUGAGCUAGGUGAAAUUGAUACCCUUGCAUCUGGGUCUGAUGUAGUUUCACCAGAUAUUGGGGCUCCGAAGGUAGGUUUGCCCGUGGCGAAGGUUUCAGAUGAUGGGGAUGAUGAUGAAAUUGAGGAUGUUAGUGGAGAGGAAGAUAAUGGUGAAAUUGAGUCUGAAUUGAGUAGGUCAUUUGGUGUUAAUAAGGCUCCUAGAGUUAGGGUUUCGGGUGAUGAUGAGGAGGAGGGAGAGAGUGAGGACGAGAUCUUUGAAGAAGCAAACGAGAAGAUAGAGAGUGAUCCAUUAGACGAUAAGACUGUUGAUGGUGAUGAUAAAGUAGAUGUUGAGUUGGUUAAUGAGGAGGAUGCUGUUGUGGAUUCCGUAAAUGUGGAUGUUGUUGAAACAGUAAGGUCAGGGGUUGCUGUUGUUCAGGUAGAAGAAGAAAAGCUGGACUCUAAUGUCGAGUCUGAGGAAACUGUUGUAGGAGAUAAGGAUAGUGAGGUGGAAUUUGUAGUUCAAGUAGGGGAGGAGGACACAUCUGUGGUGGAAGAGCCUGCGUUGGAUGCGUCUGCGUCUGUUGAAGUUAGUGAAGUGAAGUUAACUGAUGAGGGGGAUUCUAUCGUGGAUUCGAUUCGUGUCGAUGCUGGUGAAGCUUUACGGUCUGUAGCUACCAUUGUUGGGGAAGUAGAGGAAACAAAAGACUUAGAGAGCAAAGAAACUACAGAUGCUGAAAACAAUGUUAUUGAAGAUUUUGUUUCAACAUUGGAGGAUAGUGUUGCAGAAAAACCUGCUGUAGAUGAUGAAACCCUAGUAAAAUCAAUUGAGGUAGGUGAAAUUGAUACCCUUGCAUCUGGGUCUGAUGUAGUUUCACCAGGAAUUGGGGAUCCGAAGAUAGGUUUGCCCGUGGCUGAGAUUUCAGAUGAUGGGGAUGAUGAUGAAGUUGAGGAUGUUAGUGGAGGGGAGGAUAAUGGUGAAGUUGAGUCUGAAUUGAGUAGGUCAUUUGGUGUUAAUAAGGCUCCUAGAGUUAGGGUUUCGGGUGAUGAUGAUGAGGAGAGAGAGAGUGAGGACGAGAUCUUUGAAGAAGCAAACGAGAAGAUAGUGGGUGAUCCAUUAGAGGAUAAGACUGUUGGUGGUGAUGAUAAAUUAGAUGUUGAGUUGGUUAAUGAGGAGGAUGCUGUUGUGGAUUCCAUAAAUGUGGAUGUUGUUGAAGCAGUAAAGUCAGGGGUUGCUGUUGUUCAGGUAGAAGAAGAAAAGCUGGACUCCAAUGUCGAGUCUGCGGAAACUGUUGCUGGAGAUAAGGAUAAUGAGGUGGAAUCUGAAGUUCAAGUAGGGGAAGAGGAUACAACUGUGGUUGAAGAGCCUGCAUUGAAUGAGUCUGCGUCUGUUGAAGGUAGUCAAGUGAAAUUAACUGAUGAGGAGGAUUCUAUCGUGGAUUCAAUUCGUGUUGAUGCUGGUGAAGCUUUACGGUCUGGAGCUGCCAUUGUUGGGGAAGUAGAGGGAACAAAAGACUUAGAGAGCAAAGAAACUACAGAUGUUGAAAACAAUGUUAUUGAAGAUUUUGUUUCAACAUUGGAGGGUAGUGUUGCAGAAAAACCUGCUCUAGAGGAGUCUGUUGAAGGUGCUGAAGUUACUGGGGAGAAGUUAACUGAUAAGAAUGUUGAUGCUGUUGAAGUUGUUGGGGAGGUAGAAGAAGCAAAAGACUCAGAGAGUGCAGCACCUACAGAGGCCGAAAAUAAUGUUAUUGAAGAAUUUGUUUCGACAGUGGAGGAUUCUGUAGUAGAAGAACCUGCUGAUGUGGAUUCUAAAUCCUUGAAAGAAGAUGAGGUGAAGGUUCUAGGUGAAGAGGACUCUAUUGUAGACGAGAUUAAUGUUGAUGUUGUUGAAGCCGUGAGAUCUGGAGUAGCUAUUGUGGGGGAUUCUGAAGCAGCGAAAAUGGAAAAGGAAACGGAACCAGAGGGCAAGGACGUAGGUGCACCCGUUCGUGCAAAUUCUUCAGAGAUUGUUGAUGUUGAAGAUCUCUCAAAUCUGGCUGAAACUCCUGUUUCAGUAGAGAUUGAUGAGAAACUGCUGAAUACAGGGGAGGUCAAUUUAGAAAAUGAUGAAUCAAAGCAGCAUGAGUCUGGUGAUGGUGUGAAAUUUGUUUCCCUUGGGGACCAAGAGAGGGUUCAGGGUGAUCCUGUUAAUGAUACUGCUUCUGAUAAUAUCGAUCAGCAUGAAGCAAAACCAGUAGAGGGGCAUGACAAUGGAGAGUCUGAUGGUGACGGUGAACCUGUAUUCUUUAAGGAUGGGGUGUCUUCCAGAGCUUUUAUGGAAGAGUUGGCAUCUGGUGAACAUUCAGAGAUGAUUGAUGGUCAGGUUGUCACAGACUCUGAGGAAGAAGCUGAUUCUGAUGAGGAAGGAGAAGGUAGACAAUUGAUUGAUUCUGCUGCAUUAGCUGCUCUUUUGAAAGCUGCGGCUAGUGGUAACUCGGAUUCAAGCACUAUCACUAUAACAUCUCAAGACGGAUCUCGCCUUUUCUCUGUUGAGCGACCUGCUGGUCUUGGAACAUCACUCCGAUCUUUGAGACCUGCAUCAAAUUCAAGCAAUUCCAACAUGUUUGCUCAGCCCAAUGUUAUUUCUGCAUCUGAGGAUAGCUUAAGUGAAGAAGACAAAAAGAAGCUGCAUAAAAUACACGAGUUGAGGGUAAAAUUCCUGAGGCUUAUUCAAAGACUUGGUCAGACUGCAGAGCAAUCCGUAGCAGCACAAGUUCUCUAUAAACUAGCAAUGUUCGCAGGUAGGACAGCGAUUCCAACUUUCAGUCUCGAUAAUGCGAAACAGACUGCUUCGCUGCUUGAGGCUGAAGGUAAUGAAGAUUUAGACUUUUCCUUGAACAUCCUGGUUCUUGGGAAAACUGGUGUUGGCAAGAGUGCCACCAUCAAUUCAAUAUUUGGUGAAGAGAAGGUAAAAAUCAAUGCAUUCGAACCUGAAACCACUUCUGUUAAUGUCGUUAAUGGAAUUGUGAAUGGGGUCAAAAUCAGGGUCAUUGACGCACCAGGUCUCAAAUCUUCUGCAUUGGAGCAAGGUUUCAACCGUAAAGUUUUAGCCUCGGUCAAGAAGAUUACUAAGAAAUAUUCUCCAGAUCUCUUGCUUUAUGUGGAUAGGCUGGAUUCACAGACAAGAGAUCUAAAUGAUCUACCCAUCUUGAGGACAAUCACUAGCUCGCUCGGUUCUUCUAUCUGGCGGAGUGCCAUUCUCACUUUAACUCAUGCAGCAUGUGCUCCUCCAGAUGGCCCAUCCGGUGCCCCAUUGGGUUACGACGUGUUUGUGGGACAGCGUAGUCAUAUUAUUCAACAGUCUAUUGGACAAGCUGUUGGUGAUUUGCGUUUUAUGAAUCUAGGUAUGAUGAAUCCUGUCUCCCUUGUAGAGAAUCACCCUGCAUGUCGGAAAAACAGAGAAGGAGAUAAGGUUCUUCCGAAUGGUCAGGCCUGGAGACCGCAGUUAUUGUUGCUAUGCUACUCGCUCAAAAUAUUGGCUGACGCAAGCGUGGCCUCUAAGCCACAAGAUCCUGUAGAUCACAGAAAGCUUUUUGGUUUCCGUGUCCGUUCACCUCCUCUCCCAUACUUGUUAUCUUCACUGUUGCAGCCUCGUACCCACCCUAAACUUUCAGCUGAUCAGGGUGGUGAAAAUGGUGAUUCUGACAUUGACUUGGACGACUUUUCCGAUUCUGACCAGGAAGAAGAUGAGUAUGACGAGCUCCCACCAUUCAAGCCUUUACGGAAAACUCAGCUUGCUAAGCUUAGUGGAGAGCAGAGGAAAGCGUAUUUUGAUGAAUAUGACUAUCGAGUGAAGCUGCUUCAGAAGAAGCAAUGGAGAGAGGAGCUGAAGAGACUGAGGGAGAUAAAGAAGAAUGGAAAAAUUAACUUGAAUGACCCAAGUGACAUGCCAGAAGAUUAUGAUGCUGAGAAUGGAGCCCCUGCUGCUGUACCAGUGCCCUUGCCCGACAUGGUAUUGCCACCGUCUUUUGACAGUGACACUCCAGCUUAUCGUUAUCGGUUCUUGGAGCCAACGUCACAGUUCUUGGCUCGUCCAGUGCUGGACACCCACGGUUGGGACCAUGAUUGCGGGUAUGAUGGUGUCAAUGUCGAGCAAAAUAUAGGAAUCGCAGGACGCUUCCCAGCAGCAGUAACUGUGCAGGUAACCAAAGACAAGAAAGACUUCAACAUUCACUUGGAUUCUGCAGUCUCAGCCAAGCAUGGAGAAAACGGUUCCAGCUUAGUCGGGUUUGACGUUCAAACAAUUGGUAAACAGCUUGCUUAUAUCAUAAAAGGCGAAACCAAAUUCAAAAACCUGAAGAAGAACAAGACAGCUGGUGGAAUCUCGGUUACAUUUCUGGGAGAGAAUGUAGCCACUGGAGUGAAACUCGAAGAUCAGAUAUCUUUGGGUAAGAGGCUCGUUUUCGUAGGGUCCACAGGAACCGUUCGUUCUCAGAAAGACGCUGCAUACGGUGCUAAUUUAGAACUACGCCUUAAAGAUGCCGAUCAUCCCAUUAACCAAGACCAGUCCUCUUUUGUACUGUCACUCAUGAAAUGGAGAGGAGACUUGGCAAUCGGAGGAAACGUGCAGUCCCAGAUAUCUGUCGGGCGUAAUGCAAAGAUGGCUGUUCGUGUUGCGUUGAACAACAAACAGAGUGGGCAGAUAACCGUGAAGACGAGCACUUCUGAUCAUUUGGCUCUUGCUUAUGCUGGUCUAGUUCCUAUUGCUCUUGCCAUUUAUCAGAAAUUCUGGCCUAAUGCUAGUGAGAAUUACUCUAUCUACUAAAACUCUCUUUCAAUUUUGGUUUCAGUUAUUUAUUUCUCAUUUGUGUUUAAAUUGUGAUGAAGACUCGUUGUUUCAUUAGUUAUUUGUAUUAUUUUGAAAUAAUGGCUUUGUCUCAUUGAUAGGCCUUAAAUUUUGUUGGGUAUUUUCUAUAAUUGCGGGUUGUCAAUGUAUUCACAAUUCAAUGAGUAUGGAAACAGACUUUUGUUUAUCAUUAAUUAUAUUCUUAUUUCAUAGAAAAUAGUACAUUGAGCUUUGAUUAUAUGAUUGUAAAGG
Molecule: messenger RNA, 5580 nt
Organism: Amaranthus tricolor (Joseph's coat)
Lineage: Eukaryota; Viridiplantae; Streptophyta; Magnoliopsida; Caryophyllales; Amaranthaceae
Product: translocase of chloroplast 159, chloroplastic-like
Exons: 2
Coding region: 202-5307 (1701 amino acids)
Biological process (GO): protein targeting to chloroplast
Cellular component (GO): chloroplast outer membrane
Molecular function (GO): GTPase activity; GTP binding
Source: RefSeq, a predicted model, not a curated record